AGAACGGAACCCAACUGUUGGGUCUGCACAUCCUCCAUCUCCACUCCCCUAAUCCGCCAUAGCUAUCUCCAAUGGAGCUCCACACCUCAAUCGUCUGCCGUGGCACUUCCACUUGCCCUAAGUCGCAUGGUCACUCGCCGUACCCUUAAAGUUUUUAUAUUGAAGUAUGAUCUAGUCUGUACCUGGUUUCGAGACUCUAAUUGGGAUCGGAGUCAUCAGAUAUUAAAAUCAAGAACCGAGCCUCAAAUUCUUAUUACGAGGACCAUCAUUUACGACGAUGGCGACGCGAUCGGCCAGCAAUGCUCCCACGGAUCCCAACGAUCCGACCUCCCCAACUGCCACGUCAUCGUACUCCACAGCUUCGAAGGACAUCUAUAGGCGACACGGCCUCACCAGCCCGCCUUCAGAGCCCAAGGUCCCUGCUUCCUUCCCUCCCGGAACCUCCCUCUCUCCCUCCCUCCUCCCAAAUUCUCCCAACCUCCUCCCUUCCGAGCGUCUAAGAUCUCCGCAGCAAACGAGCGUCGCAACUAGGACCGGAAGCCGGCUUCAGAGCCAGUAUCGCCCGAGGCAGCCGUCAGGUUCGGCACAGCCGGACCUGUCUUUCCGAGCCUUGGUGGCUCGGCACCAGUACCUGCUGACGACAAUGGCGAUCUUAGCCGUUCUGUGUACGAUCUACCUGUACUUUGCCAUUUCCAUGGACGACGGAGAGAGCUCCAAAUGCGGCGGACUGAGAGGGAAAGCCCUGGCGGAUUGCAGGUUGAUGCUUCAGGUGCAUCGGAAAACGGCUAAGGUGGAUUCCGGAGGAAUUGGGAGAAGCGGGGGAUUGGGGAGAGAUGGUGGUGGUAAGGGUGGUGAAGUGGAGAGAGGAGAUAGGGAUUCAGAAGAUGCUGCAGCUGAUGAUGAUGGUGAUGUUGAGGGUGAGGGUGAUAGGGGAGGGGGUGGUGGAAGCAGUAGUGGAGGGAGGAAGGCGAAAGUGGUGUAUCAAGUGGAGGAAUGACAGCAGUGCUACAAUUGCUGUAACAGUUAUUGCAAUAUGAGGAUUUGAAGCAGCAAGUUUCAUGAAGCGAGAGAACGGUGGGGCUUGCGACGAAGAAGCAACAGCUGCAAGCAAACGACAGUGCCAACGAGGCUUAUCCCAUGGUUCUGUCACUCGCGACGCGAGUCCGAAGAGAAAUGGCUAAAUGAUGACCUGCAUUGCCAAAUCCCCAGUUUUGCUAGAGACAGCAGCUAGAGAUGGCUGUGUGCUUUGCUUCGCAUUGCCUACUGUUGGAAAUAUCUCAAGGACUUAAGCGUUUCUGAAGUGUAACACUGUACUCGAGGAAGAUUACAGGGGAGCACGCGAGACUUAAGCGUUUCUGAAGUGUAACACUGUACUCGAGGAAGAUUACAGGGGAGCACGCGAGUCAACGGAGGUUACACGAGGGGGCGGACAAAGAAUGCGAAAGGACUCGAAAGGUCGCAACUGGAGGUUGC
This is a messenger RNA of Closterium sp. NIES-67, 1473 nucleotides long. The record is from the annotation of a GenBank genome assembly. Lineage: Eukaryota; Viridiplantae; Streptophyta; Zygnematophyceae; Desmidiales; Closteriaceae.